Giardia duodenalis is the source of this 5625-nucleotide messenger RNA. RefSeq names its product Kinase, ULK. Gene Ontology annotation, molecular function: microtubule binding; ATP binding; protein kinase activity. The record is from RefSeq and is a predicted model, not a curated record. The transcript has a single exon. Gene Ontology annotation, biological process: phragmoplast assembly; cytokinesis by cell plate formation; protein phosphorylation. NCBI's taxonomy places the organism in Eukaryota, Fornicata, Diplomonadida, Hexamitidae. Bases 1 to 5625 code for a protein of 1874 amino acids.
AUGAACUCCGCCAGCAAGUUCAAGACCUAUGAGGAGAUUGGCCGAGGAAAGAAUAGCGGAUCAAUUAUCUAUCGUGCCCGGCAGCCGCAAUCUCUAGAAUAUGUGGCUGCAAAGCAAACUCCUACACGCAUUCAGGCGCUAAAGACGAAGGUUCAAGUCGAAGCAACAUUCCUCAGCUCGAAUGUCCACCCAAAUAUUCUACGCUUCAUAUCGUGGUACCAGAGCAACGACGAAAUCUGGCUAAUAACGGAGCUCUGCGAGGGCGGGUCUUUAGAGUCUCUACUGAGCAGAGAGUAUCACUACUGGCCCGAGGUCUCUGUGGAGUCGUUUGCAAGUGACAUCCGAGACGCCCUUCAUUUUCUUCACUUAAAGGGCAUAACAUUCAAUGAACUGCUGGGUAGUAACAUCCUUGUUGAUAUUGACGGUAACAUAAAGCUGGCCGACUUCGAGUUUGCAAGCCAAAUUGUCAAACAUCAGCCUCUCACCAUCGAGGUUAUUGAUAAGCACGUUAAGUCCAAUGGUUAUCUCCACAAAGCUCCUGAAACCCUUCUGCCCGACGGCUCUCAUAGUAUCUCUUCAGACCUGUUCUCCUUUGGUUGCCUGCUCUAUAGGAUACUAUUUCGGCGUUACCCGUUUGAACAGUUUAUGGACAAGUCUUCUGCCGAGAACCUGGUGUAUAAUGACAGUGACUCUGAGGACAGCCCAGACAAGCAACAAACACGCAUAACAGUUCGAAUACGUGACUACCAAAGGUACGCUUUUCGAGUCAUUCAACACGGCGAGGAGCAUCUGUUCAACAACCUCAUCCCAUCUAGUUAUCGAGGCUUCCCCUUAAGCGCUAAUUUUAAGGACUUGCUCUACAAGCUGCUACAACCCUUCCCAUUCAAGAGGAUCACUUGGAAUGAAUUAGCUUCUCACCCCUUCUUCAAUGCCAAGAUCAAGGAGCGAAUCAAGCUACCACUCGAACCGCAGUUUCUCACGUCCAUGCGUCUUUUCAUAUCAAACAACACUUAUCCAGAUGUAUAUCACGCUAUCACCAUUCAAUCUGAUGGAAAAAUCACUUGUCCUAAGCAUCUUUUAGCCAACAUAGAACGGUUUGAGGAGCGUCUGAAGGAGCAGAGGAAACUACCUGCCAGUGCACCAGUCUCUGCCAACGAUGAACUGGGUCCCGGCGAUACUGCAAGGACGCAAACAGAAGGAGACGAGUUUGGCAUGUCGGACCACAAUGAGGGAGUCGCUAACAUAUCCAUUAAGACCACAGGGCUUUUGUAUAGUACUUGCAUCAUGCAGGACCCGACAAUCCAUUCUCUAGCUAAGGUCAAUGUCGCCGUUCCAUUUGAAGGCCUGGACACCUUCAAGUCCUAUGUUUCCACAUAUCACAAGGCAUUAGCGCGCCUCUGCCGCGCUUCCUAUUUCUCAAAAAGACCUGGAGCCUUGUUAAUGAUCGUAAAGACAGACUUCAAUAAGGACAUCCUGGCAAACAUAGGAGUUUUAGAGAAAUUUCUCUAUCAAGACAGUAGGACAGGAUUGAAAUUGACUGAGUUUGCACUUGCCACAAGGGAUUUUUCUAUUUUAACAGAGGGAGCUCCUGUUUUUCAUUCGUUUUUAGUCCACGCCUUUCUCUCGGCUCUCAAUUCACACCUGGGAGAUGCAUACUUUGAUUCGCGGGUCGGCUAUGGCCUGAUGAACCGAAGGAACGACUUGGAUAGGGCGUCGGCUGCACUUACUCUCUUCUACUACCACUUUUUCUUUAACCCCCAUAUUGUUGGUUCUGCAGGAGCAUCCGGCGUGGGAUCCACUGCUUCCACAACUGUAGAGCUUGCGGUGCUUCAGGUCUGGAUCGACGACGUAGGGAAUCCACGAAAGAAGUCUGAGCCCCUGCAGAACCUGCUCAAUGCCCUGCUGCACAAACCAGAUGGGCAAUCAAAGAAGGUGUUUACCAUCUCUGUGGCGACGCUGGCGCUCCUUCUCCAGAUCUAUCUCGUCCUAUUAAAGCACAAUCUGCUCAACAGUGUCCUCGGUGAUAUCUCCAAAAUCCUCUAUGGAAUAGACAUUUACAAUCUUCUGACCCUGGAAGCCCUCCCUUACCUUGAGAUAGAGGCAAAGCCAAUCGAGAUAAAGGAAGGGAAAGUCCCCGAGGAGAGAUUCCUGCUCAGAAGGUUCCAUUCCCGCAUUCUCUAUUGUGCGUUUGUAGAGAACCUCGCUCUCAUGCUCACAUCAUACUACUGUGCGUCGUUUAACAUCCUUCCAGGGGUGGACCAACCCACAGGCGCAGGAGAGCAUCCGCGAUCUGUGCUUUCCUCUGGGGUUCUCUGCGAGACAGAUUUCAACUAUUUUAAGCUGGACCUUAUACGGAGUUAUGUACCCUUUGAACGAAUAGUUUCAGGCCUGGCCUUUGUUUACAAAACCAUUGCAAGUGACACAUACGACCUGCCCGUAAAGUCCCUCUGCAGUAACGUAGUAAUCGGUCUUCACAACGAGUCUCUACGGAUCAUUGUCUCUGCUCUUUCAUCGGCCAUUACCCCAGAUUUUCUUCCUCUCAUGAUCGGAUCCAUCAAGACCAUUCUCACACACUUAGACUUUACUUUCGUGAGCAAAAAUUUGGAAAUGUAUAAGCAGAUCUUGAGCUGUUUCAUUGUACUCAGCUUUGGUGAAGUCAUGAUGGAUUACUUCAAUGUAUUAGAACUGGGAGUUUCCGGGGCCAUAUCCACAGACAAGGACAAGCAUAUCCUUGAGGAGCAACCGGUUAGGAGGGACAGGCUCACUGAAGAAUAUCGCCAAGCGUUCGCUGUCGAGCAGCUUCGGCCUUACUCUUUCUUUAGAGGGACAGAUAAGGCCUUCGAGGCCCACUGGAGCAAGCCGAAGGACUAUAGGGGGCUUCCAUUUCUUUACUCACACUACAAGACGUUCCUGUUCUUCUACAUUAACUCUGAGGCAACUAUUUUGAAGCCGUAUCUAUGCCUAGCCUUAGCUCUGCUAUUCUUUUUCGAUUUCAAUACGUUUAAUGUACUCAAGAACCCGUCCACUGCAACCAAUCACAAUUUUUAUCGCAUAUUAACGGAGUCAUCUUCUGAACCUAAGAUUGACUUGCGUAGAGUUGUCCAAAAUACUAUAGUAGAUUGCAGUCGGAUAGUCAAUGAUGCACCUUCGCUGCUGAGCGACUACACCUCUAUUAUAUCCAUGGGCAUGGAGGCAGAGGGAGACCGCUCCAACGCAAUCGACAAAUACUACCUUAAUCGCCUCCCCGGACAAAACAUACGAGAAUUACAAGCGCGGCUCACAAAGGUGAAGAAUCUGGACAUCCAUAUCAUGUCUACUCUUUCCAUAACUGACUAUCCCCAGAGCAAGCUCGAGUCUGUCUUAGAGGCCUCUAGGACCCGGCUUAAGACGAUAAGAACCAAGGAAAAAAGAGAGAUCUUGUUCCGUGCAGCAUACAUAAACGCGUUUACACUUCUGUCAGGGGCCAUUCACGUCUAUCUCGACAUCUGUGCCCAGGUCUUGAAGGCGAACAUGCUACAGGGAAAUAGCAUAAACAUCAGGAACAGCUUCAAGUCUAUUCCCUCGCUCCAGGUGCUCGAUGAGUUUUACCAGUCAUAUACAAAGCCUCACGUGCCGUUCUACUUGAGCCGCCGCAUGGUGCUCAAUCUGGAGUCUUGCUUGUUUGCUCUUGCCAACACCGCUUUUAAUACAGUACCGCCCCGAGAGCUCUAUGAAACAGCUAUGCUGACCAACCUUCACCAAUCACAAAAGCAAGUCUCGGAGAGACCGUCUUCUGAUGCCAAAGGUGCUGAUGCCGCACAGGGUGCAGCCACAGCACAAGAGAGUGAGACGAAACUGAUACGGAUAGAGGGAAUCGACCAGGCCAUGCUCCAACAGCAAAUCACAACUGCUGACAAGAAGGGAAGCCCUUCGUUCUUUCAGCUUAACCCCGAAUACAUACAAAUGUCCAAGUUACUUCUAGGCAUCACCGCUUGCGUGCUUAACCAUCCAGCGCAUCACCUCGUUCGCGAUCACUUAUUCUACAUUUCUGACACCACUCGUAAGGUAAAGGGGCUUACAUUUGCAAUUAUGAAUCUUCUAAAAGACACACAUAACUUUUCUCUCUUUAAUGAGAUACCAGAGGGGAGCACAGAGUUGGCAAAAGUGCACGGUAAGGACAACUUACAGUUAUUUAACUAUGCAAUUGAGUUCUUCAGAUACAUUCGACACGCCGCUGCAACUAUUCUAUCUGUAAGUUUAGAGCGUGGAAGAGCAUAUGGAUUCUUCAACACAUGCACCACGAUAGACGCUUACAUCAAGGAAUCUGUGUCUUUCAUGUUGCGGCUCCCUAGCACCAAGGUUUCCGAAUCUGUCAAACCUCAGGAAGAUGGCAAAAUCAUAGACCCCACCCAGAUGCAGUCUGCGGCACCAGAGCCCAUUUUUGUAAAGAUCACUAGGGACAUACAGGAAGUUGGCCUAUUUAUGGGCGAAAUGGUGAGGUCUGACGAGAUUGCUCUCUUUACGGAGGCCAUUGUUGGAAGCUACCACCGAUUGAUCAACUCCCAGUCAAUGCUUCUCUGCUUAUUUAAUAGCUCACAAUAUCACGAGGUUGCUCUCACGAUAGUUGUCAAUGCCCUCCGUACCAAGAAGCUGUCGCUGAAUCCAGAACUUCGAAAGUACUUCCUGCAGUCCUAUAUACAUGGGAACAUACAUACAGACCUGAUAAUUGACGGAAUAAGCAAUGCAGUGAGUGACGAGCGCAUGUGGCAGAUCUUUGUUGCUAACUGCGGGUGCACAUAUACGCUGGAGAAGGUCUUUCCAAAGGUCAUCAAUCCGGACUCCUUUGAAAUCAAGGUGGAAGGCGACGAUAUUUAUGCUUUUUUGCGUGUCUUUAACAUUCUCGUUAAUGCAACCAUGACCCUCGACAGCAUCGUGACUGCUCACAUCAAGGCCCUCUCGGACCCCCCUGCAAAGCCCCUCGAUGCCUUCUUCAUUCAGCAGAAGCGCCUAGCCCUCAAGGACCACUUGCACCUUCUCACUAAUGAGGUGUUUGCAGGUUGCAAUCUCCUGGCAUUUACCUGCAAGGUGUUCAAGGAUUAUGUAAUUGUUGGAGGGAACAUCUACGGAGUCCUCCCUGAAAAUUACACAAGUGAAGUGGCCAGUUUGGAGCAAGCUGCGGGAGCUCCUGCUGUCGGAAAAGAUUAUAUAAAAAGGCCAGAGAGAAGCGCUCUUCUGCGUACUGAGGUGUUGAAGCUGGCGCUAAGUACAUUUUCGCUCUAUACCAGCCUUGCCCGUGUAUAUGGGUGGUCGGAACAGCUUGCAGGCACGUAUUUCAAGAACGUUUUUAACUAUAUCGUACUAGACAUCCAAAAGUGGUUUGCGGAGAAGGCUGAGUGGCUCUCUACCCUGUCGUUGCGCGAUGACUUAAUGCUUGCCUUUAUUGAGCUGACAGACAGUCUGCUAUUCUACUCCAGCGAAUUCUGCAACGUUAUAGACGUCUACCAAUCGGUUGGGCAGGUCGGAAAGGCCAUUAGUAAGACUGUUAGAAUAAAGCUUGAGGGUUUGAAAAUAGCAUUUGGCAACCCAUACUCCAAGAACCUUCCACCGAAGCAGUGGUAUGAUGGGGUCAUGGAGAUAGAGGAUUGA